This is a messenger RNA of Copidosoma floridanum, 6541 nucleotides long. RefSeq names its product myosin heavy chain 10 (gene zip). The record is from RefSeq and is a predicted model, not a curated record. Gene Ontology annotation, molecular function: ATP binding; actin filament binding; microfilament motor activity. Gene Ontology annotation, cellular component: myosin filament; cytoplasm; myosin II complex. Lineage: Eukaryota; Metazoa; Arthropoda; Insecta; Hymenoptera; Encyrtidae.
UGCUUACGUUGUUAGUAUAGUGAAGCUACAAAGAGAACGGUUUGUACGUACAGACAGUACCUUCAGAAGUGCGAGAGACGGAGUGACGAGAGGAGGUGAGCGUUGGUUUGGUUUAGCGGUCGCGAGCGCGUUCAAUUUUACUUGGAUACAACCCCGGAAAAAAAAACGAGGGAAAUACACAUACAACCGCGAAAUUGUUAUUGGUACUGGCAAAGAGUAUUAUAGAAAUAGUGAACGAGAGAGAGAGAGAGAGAGAGAGUUCAGCAGCAACAGCUCCGAAAACUAAAAAAAAAAAAAACUAGAACAAUAUAAAAUAACGAGUUAACUCGCAGCUGCUGCUGUAACUACUGUACUGUAUAGUAUUGCUGCCGAGUGCCGAGUGCUACAACUAUAGCUGGUGUGUGCGUGGUUGCGCGGUUAUUAUUGUGAGAGUGUGUCAAAGAUGGCGGACGCAGACUCAAGGGUGGACCGCUCAGACCCGGAGUUGAGGAUCCUCUCGGUCGACAGGAACAAUUUCAACGAUCCGGCGACUCAGGCCGAGUGGACGCAAAAGAAGCUGAUAUGGGUGCCUUCGGAGCAACAAGGCUUCGUCGCGGCGAGCAUAAAGGGCGAGCGUGGCGACGAGGUCGAGGUGGAGAUCGUCGAAACCGGCAAGCGCGUCCUCGUAGCCAAGGAUGACAUACAGAAGAUGAAUCCGCCCAAGUUCGACAAGGCCGAGGACAUGGCUGAGCUCACCUGUCUCAACGAGGCCUCGGUUCUACACAAUCUCAAAGAUAGAUACUAUUCUGGCCUCAUCUACACGUACUCGGGCUUGUUCUGCGUGGUCGUCAAUCCGUACAAGAAGCUGCCGAUCUACACGGAAAAAAUCAUGGAGAGGUACAAAGGCAUCAAAAGACACGAGGUGCCGCCCCACGUGUUUGCCAUUACCGAUUCAGCCUAUCGUUCCAUGCUUCAAGAUCGCGAGGACCAGUCGAUCCUGUGUACGGGCGAGUCUGGCGCCGGCAAGACGGAAAACACAAAGAAAGUCAUCCAGUACUUGGCUUACGUCGCAGCUUCGAAGCCAAAAUCAAACGCGUCUCCGAGUCCGGCACUAAUAAUAAACAGCUCUGGGACUGGUACCGACAAAUUUGCGGUAUUACAGGGUGAACUCGAGCAGCAGCUCCUUCAGGCCAAUCCGAUCCUCGAAGCCUUUGGUAACGCCAAGACAGUCAAGAAUGACAACUCGUCCCGUUUCGGUAAAUUUAUCAGGAUCAACUUUGACGCGUCGGGCUACAUCGCCGGUGCCAACAUCGAGACGUACCUCCUCGAGAAGUCGCGCGCCAUUCGCCAGGCAAAGGACGAGCGCACCUUCCACAUAUUCUACCAGCUCCUGUCUGGCGCCUCUCCCGAGCAAAAGAAAGAAUUUAUUCUCGAGGACCCGAAACUCUAUCCUUUCCUGUCCAAUGGCGCCCUACCGGUGCCGGGUGUCGACGACACUGUCGAAUUUCACGCCACGGUCAAGGCCAUGCACAUCAUGGGCAUGACCAAUGAGGACUUUUCCUCCAUCUUCCGUAUCGUCUCGGCUGUCAUGCUCUUUGGCUCGAUGCAGUUCAAGCAGGAGCGGAACUCUGACCAGGCGACGUUGCCCGACAACACGGUCGCCCAGAAGAUAUCGCACCUCCUGGGGCUGAACGUCGUCGAGAUGACCAAGGCUUUCCUCAAGCCGCGUAUCAAGGUUGGCCGGGAUUUCGUCACAAAGGCGCAGACCAAGGAACAGGUCGAGUUCGCCGUCGAGGCGAUAUCCAAGGCUUGCUACGAGCGUAUGUUCCGCUGGCUCGUCAAUCGCAUCAAUCGCUCGUUGGACAGAACCAAGCGCCAAGGUGCCAGUUUCAUCGGGAUCCUCGACAUGGCGGGUUUCGAGAUCUUCGAGCUCAACUCGUUCGAGCAGCUCUGCAUCAAUUACACAAACGAGAAGCUCCAGCAGCUCUUCAACCACACUAUGUUUAUACUCGAGCAAGAGGAGUACCAGCGUGAGGGCAUCGAGUGGAAGUUUAUUGAUUUCGGCCUCGAUCUUCAGCCAACGAUUGAUCUAAUCGACAAGCCCAUGGGUAUAAUGGCCCUGUUGGACGAGGAGUGCUGGUUUCCCAAGGCGACCGACAAAACCUUUGUGGAGAAACUCAUGGGGGCUCACAGCGUGCAUCCCAAGUUCAUGAAGACGGACUUCCGAGGCGUGGCUGAUUUUGCCAUCAUCCAUUACGCCGGCAAAGUCGACUACUCGGCCGACAAGUGGCUCAUGAAGAACAUGGAUCCGCUCAACGAAAACGUCGUCAGUCUGCUCCAGGUUUCCCAGGACCCGUUCGUCUGCCACAUCUGGAAGGACGCGGAGAUCGUUGGUAUGGCUCAGCAAGCGCUAACCGACACCCAAUUUGGCGCCCGCACGCGCAAGGGCAUGUUCAGAACCGUGUCUCAAUUAUACAAGGAACAGCUCGCCAAGCUCAUGGUCACGCUGCGCAAUACAAAUCCCAAUUUCGUAAGGUGUAUCAUUCCGAACCACGAGAAGAGAGCCGGAAAAAUCGACGCGCCGCUCGUUCUCGAUCAACUCAGGUGCAAUGGCGUGCUUGAAGGCAUCAGAAUAUGCAGACAGGGCUUCCCCAACAGAAUACCCUUCCAGGAGUUCAGGCAGAGAUACGAGCUGCUCACUCCCAGUGUCAUUCCCAAGGGCUUCAUGGAUGGCAAGAAGGCCUGCGAAAAUAUGAUCAAAUCUUUAGAACUGGAUCCAAAUCUGUACAGAGUAGGACAGUCCAAGAUAUUUUUCCGAGCUGGUGUCUUGGCCCACUUGGAAGAGGAGCGUGAUUACAAGAUAACGGAUCUGAUAGUCAAUUUUCAGGCUUUCUGCCGUGGUUAUCUCGCGAGGCGCAAUUAUCAAAAGCGCUUGCAACAGCUCAACGCUAUUCGCAUAAUCCAGAGAAACUGCGCUGCUUACCUGAAAUUACGCAAUUGGCAGUGGUGGCGCUUGUACACCAAGGUUAAGCCUUUACUGGAAGUUACAAAGCAAGAGGAGAAGCUCACUCAGAAAGAAGACGAGUUGAAGCAGGUUCGGGAUAAACUUGAAAUGCAAUUGCACUCCGCUCAAGAGUAUGAGCGCAAGUAUCAGCAAGCCAUCGAAGAGAAAACGAUGCUUGCCGAGCAGUUGCAAGCUGAAGUUGAGCUUUGUGCUGAAGCCGAAGAAUCGCGCGCCAGAUUAUCAGCCAGAAAACAAGAACUGGAGGAGAUUUUGCACGAUCUGGAAGUUAGAAUCGAGGAGGAAGAAGAACGCAAUAUUGCUUUGGUGCAAGAGAAGAAAAAAUUGCAGCUGAACAUCAGCGAUUUGGAAGAGCAGCUCGAGGAGGAGGAAGCAACGAGACAAAAGUUGCAGCUCGAAAAAGUCCAGUGUGACGGAAAAAUUAAAAAAUUGGAAGAGGAUUUGGCUCAAUCCGAUGACACGAAUCAAAAACUACUCAAGGAAAAGAAAAUGCUGGAAGAAAGAUCUAAUGAUCUUUCGCAAGCUUUGGCCGAAGAAGAGGAGAAGGCUAAACACUUGGCCAAGCUGAAAACAAAGCACGAGGCGACGAUAGCUGAUCUCGAGGAGAGAUUGCUCAAGGACCACCAGCAACGUCAGGAGGUUGACAGAUCCAAAAGAAAGGUCGAGACUGAAGUGUCUGAUUUAAAGGAACAACUGGCUGAGAAAAAAGCACAGUUGGAAGAAUUACAGUUGCUAUUAGGCAAACGCGAGGAAGAGCUUACCCAGGCUUUGACGAAAAUCGACGAGGAAAGUGCCGCCAAGGCACAAUCCCAGAAGGCCCUGCGGGAACUAGAAUCUCAGCUGGUGGAGCUUCAAGAGGAUCUUGAAGUCGAGAAAGUAGCGAGAAGUAAGGCCGAGAAGCUUAAGCGCGACCUCAAUGAAGAACUUGAGGCCCUGAAAAACGAACUCCUCGACUCACUGGACUCUACAGCUGCCCAACAAGAGCUCCGCAGCAAGCGUGAACAGGAACUAGCCACGCUCAAGAGAAACCUCGAAGAGGAGACCUCAGUGCAUGAAGCUACCCUCCAAGACAUGCGACACAAGCACACCCAGGAGCUCACGACCAUUAACGAGCAGAUGGACGCUCUCAAGAAAGCGAAGGCUGCUCUCGAGAAGGCCAAAGCUGCCCUUGAAGUUGAGAACUCGGAGCUGACGACUGAGUUACGUUCGGUGAACGCUAGUAGACAGGAGUCGGACCGUCGACGCAAACAGGCGGAACAGCAAAUGGUUGAGAUCAAUGCCAAGCUUGUCGAGAUAGAGAACGUCAGGCAAGAGCUCAUGGAGAAGGUUGCCAAGCUUCAAAAUGAAGCUGAGAACAUGUCGCAGCAACUCGAGACUGCCGAACUCAAGGCUUCUGCUGCUAUGAAGGCCUCGACUACUUGCGAAUCACAGUUUUCUGAACUCCAGCAGCAGCUUGAAGAGGAGACCAAGCAAAAGCUCGCACUCAGCUCUAAACUCAGGGCUCUUGAAAGCGACAAGGAAGCUCUUCGCGACCAGCUUGACGAAGAGGAAGAAGCCAAGCGUGCUCUAGAAAAACAAAUCUUGGCUUUGAACAUUCAGUAUACCGAAGCAAAGAAACGCUCAGAUGAGGAGAGCGAAGCUGCAGCAGCUCUGGAGGAGGCUCGCAAGCGGCUCGUCAAAGAUAUCGAAGCUCUACAGCGCCAAGUAGAAGAAUUGCAGGCUGCAAACGAGAAACUCGAUAAAUCGAAGAAAAAGAUCCAGGCCGAACUAGAAGACAGCACGAUCGAACUAGACCUGCAGCGAGCCAAGGUUAUCGAGCUCGAGAAGAAACAGAAAAACUUUGACAAAGUUCUGAUGGAGGAGAAGGCCAUCUCGAUGCAAUACGCAGAGCUUCGUGAUGCUGCUGAGCGAGAAGCCCGUGAAAAGGAAACUAAAGUGCUAUCUUUAACUCGCGAACUCGACGAAAUGAACGACAAGGUUGAGGAGCUGGAGCGUGGACGCAAAAGUUUGCAAGCCGAGCUCGAUGAACUCGUCAAUAAUCAGGGUACUGCUGACAAGAACGUACAUGAGCUCGAGAAGGCUAAGCGUCUACUCGAAUCGAAGAUCGCGGAACAACAGGCUCAGGUCGAGGAGCUCGAGGACGAGUUGCAGUGUACCGAGGAUGCCAAACUCAGACUCGAAGUCAACAUGCAGGCUCAAAAGACGCAAAACGAGCGCGACCUCCAGGCCAAGGAAGAGCAGGCCGAAGAGAAACGGCGUGGCCUGAUCAAACAGCUCCGCGACUUGGAAGCCGAACUGGAAGACGAGAGAAAGCAGCGCUCGGCUGCGAUAGCACAACGCAAGAAGAUCGAAGCCGAUUACAAGGACAUGGAGCAGCAGCUUGAGAUGCACAACAAGGUCAAAGAGGACGCGCUUAAGCAGCUAAAGAAGCUUCAGACGCAGAUCAAGGACUGCACGCGCGAGACCGAGGAAGCGAGAGCAGCCAGGGAUGAGUUGGCUGCUGCAGCCAAGGAGGUCGAGCGCAAGGUAAAAGGUCUCGAGGCUGACAAUAUGCAGCUCACGGAAGAUUUGACCAGCAGUGAAAGAGCCAGACGCGUCGCUGAGACUGAAAGGGAUGAGCUCCAAGAGGAACUGAAUAAUAAUGCGAAUAAGGGCACGAUUCUCGUCGAUGAUAAACGCCGCCUCGAAGCCAGAAUCGCCACGCUCGAGGAGGAACUCGAAGAAGAACAGUCGACAAAUGAGGUUCUCAUGGAUCGCGGGCGAAAGGCACAGCUGUCGAUUGAACAGCUAACCACGGAUCUACAAACCGAGCGCUCGGCGGCUCAGAAAAUCGAAUCACAUCGUUCACUGCUCGAACGUCAAAACAAAGAGCUCAAAGCCAAACUUGCCGAGCUUGAGACAGCCCAGCGUGCCAAGUCCAAGGCCACGAUCCAAGCACUCGAGAGUAAAAUUAACAAUCUGGAAGAACAAGUGGAUACAGAGACGAAAGAAAGGUUUGCACAGCAAAAGAUCAACAGAAAGUUGGACAAGAAGGUGAAAGAGCUUAUGUUGCAAGUCGAAGAUGAGAGAAGAAAUGCAGAGCAGUACAAGGAACAAGUCGAAAAAGUCAACGUGAGGAUGAAGAGCCUCAAGAGACAGCUUGACGAAGCUGAAGAAGAGAUCAGUAGGCACAAGGUGUCAAAGAGAAAACAACAGAGAGAAAUGGAGGACAUGUUGGAAUCGCAGGAGGUGCUCACGAGAGAAGUCGCGAAUUUGAAAAACAAACUCAGACGUGGCGGACAGCCGAUCAGCGGGCUGGGAGCUUCGAGAUUAAAACGCACGUCGAUUCAGACCGGUGGCUCUGGGGACGACUCAGCAACACAGGACGAGAGUAUAGACGGUGAGGAGAACGCUAAUUGAAGUAUCAUAAUUUAGUGGAACAAUCUCGAGGAUCGGCAAGGACGGCGCGCGACAACGCAUAAUAUAUAUAAUACAUAAAGAUAUAUCGUCCGGCGUCAUGAAUAACAAGUUGGAAAAAAUAUAUAUAUAUACAUAAAACAA